This is a messenger RNA of Oryza sativa Japonica Group (Japanese rice), 2584 nucleotides long. Its product is annotated as AP2-like ethylene-responsive transcription factor BBM1. Gene Ontology annotation, biological process: regulation of DNA-templated transcription. Gene Ontology annotation, molecular function: DNA binding; DNA-binding transcription factor activity. The record is from RefSeq and is a predicted model, not a curated record. Lineage: Eukaryota; Viridiplantae; Streptophyta; Magnoliopsida; Poales; Poaceae.
UACACAACUAUAGAGAUCACCUGCUGCUUUAGCCUUCAGGCCUCAGCUAGCGAGCACUUAGCCACUUACUCUUCUUUCCCCCAUUCUCACAGUACUGACCUUGCUAGCUACACCUGAAGAUCAGCUGGUUGCCGACUUGCCAUUGCCGAUGCAAGAUUCCGGUAGCUGCACUGAUCGAUCAAAGAACAAUCUGGCUAGCAAUCUUGGUUCUUGUUUGCAAAUUAAUCAGUGAAAAGAUACACGAAGAAAGCUAAUUAAGCUAGUGAUUUUGGUGUCUAGUAGCUAAUGGCUUCUGCAGAUAACUGGCUAGGCUUCUCGCUCUCCGGCCAAGGCAACCCACAGCAUCACCAGAACGGCUCGCCGUCUGCCGCCGGCGACGCCGCCAUCGACAUCUCCGGCUCAGGCGACUUCUAUGGUCUGCCAACGCCGGACGCACACCACAUCGGCAUGGCGGGCGAAGACGCGCCCUAUGGCGUCAUGGAUGCUUUCAACAGAGGCACCCAUGAAACCCAAGAUUGGGCGAUGAGGGGUUUGGACUACGGCGGCGGCUCCUCCGACCUCUCGAUGCUCGUCGGCUCGAGCGGCGGCGGGAGGAGGACGGUGGCCGGCGACGGCGUCGGCGAGGCGCCGAAGCUGGAGAACUUCCUCGACGGCAACUCAUUCUCCGACGUGCACGGCCAAGCCGCCGGCGGGUACCUCUACUCCGGAAGCGCUGUCGGCGGCGCCGGUGGUUACAGUAACGGCGGAUGCGGCGGCGGAACCAUAGAGCUGUCCAUGAUCAAGACGUGGCUCCGGAGCAACCAGUCGCAGCAGCAGCCAUCGCCGCCGCAGCACGCUGAUCAGGGCAUGAGCACCGACGCCAGCGCGAGCAGCUACGCGUGCUCCGACGUGCUGGUGGGGAGCUGCGGCGGCGGCGGCGCCGGGGGCACGGCGAGCUCGCAUGGGCAGGGCCUGGCGCUGUCGAUGAGCACGGGGUCGGUGGCCGCCGCCGGAGGGGGCGGCGCCGUCGUCGCGGCCGAGAGCUCGUCGUCGGAGAACAAGCGGGUGGAUUCGCCGGGCGGCGCCGUGGACGGCGCCGUCCCGAGGAAAUCCAUCGACACCUUCGGGCAAAGGACGUCUAUAUACCGAGGUGUAACAAGGCAUAGAUGGACAGGAAGAUAUGAAGCUCAUCUGUGGGAUAAUAGCUGUAGGAGAGAAGGCCAAAGUCGCAAGGGGAGACAGGUUUAUUUGGGCGGUUAUGACAAAGAAGAUAAGGCGGCUCGGGCUUAUGAUUUGGCAGCUCUAAAAUACUGGGGCACGACCACAACAACAAAUUUCCCAAUGAGUAAUUAUGAAAAGGAGCUAGAGGAAAUGAAACACAUGACCAGGCAGGAGUACAUUGCACAUCUUAGAAGGAAUAGCAGUGGAUUUUCUCGUGGUGCAUCCAAAUAUCGUGGUGUUACUAGGCAUCAUCAGCAUGGGAGAUGGCAGGCAAGGAUAGGGCGAGUUGCAGGCAACAAGGAUAUCUACCUAGGCACCUUCAGCACCGAGGAGGAGGCCGCCGAGGCGUACGACAUCGCCGCCAUCAAGUUCCGCGGGCUCAACGCCGUCACCAACUUCGACAUGAGCCGGUACGACGUCAAGAGCAUCCUGGACAGCAGCACGCUGCCGGUCGGCGGCGCGGCGCGGCGGCUCAAGGAGGCGGAGGUCGCCGCCGCCGCCGCGGGCGGCGGCGUGAUCGUCUCCCACCUGGCCGACGGCGGUGUGGGUGGGUACUACUACGGGUGCGGCCCGACCAUCGCGUUCGGCGGCGGCGGCCAGCAGCCGGCGCCGCUCGCCGUGCACUACCCGUCGUACGGCCAGGCCAGCGGGUGGUGCAAGCCGGAGCAGGACGCGGUGAUCGCGGCCGGGCACUGCGCGACGGACCUCCAGCACCUGCACCUCGGGAGCGGCGGCGCCGCCGCCACCCACAACUUCUUCCAGCAGCCGGCGUCAAGCUCGGCCGUCUACGGCAACGGCGGCGGCGGCGGCGGCAACGCGUUCAUGAUGCCGAUGGGCGCCGUGGUGGCCGCCGCCGAUCACGGCGGGCAGAGCAGCGCCUACGGCGGUGGCGACGAGAGCGGGAGGCUCGUCGUGGGGUACGACGGCGUCGUCGACCCGUACGCGGCCAUGAGAAGCGCGUACGAGCUCUCGCAGGGCUCGUCGUCGUCGUCGGUGAGCGUCGCGAAGGCGGCGAACGGGUACCCGGACAACUGGAGCUCGCCGUUCAACGGCAUGGGAUGAUCUAGCUACGCAGCGGCCGCGAUGUUGCAAGAAGUAAAUUCUUGAGCUUAAUUAGCGGCAAGUUUAGGAUUAGUUCAUCAUCAGAGUCUACACCACUUGACCAGUACAUGCAUGAGACACGUAUACGUGCGUUGGUAGUAUAACAUGUGCCUUCUGAAGGCUGGUAAUGGCAGGUAUUAGGGGGUAAUUAAGAUUUGUUGUAAAUUGCCGCCUCUCCUUGCUGUUAGUUUUGGGAAAGUUUCAGAAGGAGCAGAUCUGAUCGAUCUGGGACAUGUACACUGAUCGAUACAAUAAUUUCACGGUUCUAUGCAUGAUAGGCUAA